This is a messenger RNA of Arvicanthis niloticus (Nile rat), 955 nucleotides long. RefSeq names its product siah E3 ubiquitin protein ligase family member 3 (gene Siah3). The record is from RefSeq and is a predicted model, not a curated record. Gene Ontology annotation, cellular component: cytoplasm. Gene Ontology annotation, biological process: proteasome-mediated ubiquitin-dependent protein catabolic process; multicellular organism development. NCBI's taxonomy places the organism in Eukaryota, Metazoa, Chordata, Mammalia, Rodentia, Muridae. Gene Ontology annotation, molecular function: ubiquitin conjugating enzyme binding; ubiquitin protein ligase activity.
GUUCAGAGCCCAAGGACUUACAGCUUCCUCUGCUGCCUUCCUGUGCCAACAACCCCCCAAAAGUUGUGAUGCUUUUCUUUACACAGUGCUUUGGGGCUGUGUUGGAUCUCAUUCACCUCCGGUUUCAGCACUACAAGGCUAAACGGGUUUUCUCUGCUGCUGGGCAACUUGUCUGUGUGGUCAACCCCACGCACAACCUAAAGUAUGUGCCUAGUAGACGGGCCAUCACUCAGAACUCCGCAGAGCAAGGCAGCUUCCACCCGCACCAUCUUCCCCACCACCACCGCCACCACUGUCACCACAACCACCUGUAUCAGCAUGCCCGUCCCCGCCACCUCCACCACCAGGAGCCGGGGCUGCACAGCGCUCAGGUGACACCCUGCACAUGCCCACUGUUCUCCUGCCAGUGGGAAGGCCACCUGGAGGUGGUGGUUCCUCACCUGCGGCAAAUCCACAGGAUUGACAUCCUGCAGGGGGCGGAGAUAGUCUUCCUGGCCACGGACAUGCACCUCCCCGCGCCAGCCGACUGGAUCAUCAUGCACUCCUGCCUCGGCCAUCACUUCCUGCUGGUGCUCAGGAAACAGGAACGACAUGAAGGGCACCCUCAGUUCUUUGCUACCAUGAUGCUGAUUGGGACUCCCACCCAGGCCGACUGCUUCACCUAUCGCCUGGAGCUCAACAGAAACCACAGGCGUCUCAAAUGGGAGGCCACCCCAAGAUCUGUCCUGGAGUGUGUGGACUCAGUCAUCACUGAUGGGGACUGCCUGGUUCUAAACACCUCACUAGCCCAGCUCUUCUCUGACAACGGCAGCCUCGCCAUUGGAAUCGCCAUCACCGAGACGGAGGUCGGAGCCAGGGAUGCUGCUGAGAUGUGAGACCAGGAGUCGCUGGGUAUCCUGUGCACCUUGGACCUCUAGACAUCAGGACCUUUUUAAUUACCCUUCUUUUUUUCCUU